UUGAGCUCUGCCUGGACCGGCUUUAUUGGGUGGACCUGGACCCCUGCACACAAGAACCGCGGAUGCAACUCCUCGUGCCCCGAUGCCAUCGGCGGGCCACAAUGAGCUUGGCCCAUGAUAUACCCGCCACGGGCCACCUGCGAUAUGAGAAGACCCUGCCCGAAUUCGGGCUCUGUUCUACUGGCCGGGGCUUGAUGGAGAGGUAAAGCAAUACUGCAACUCCUGCCCGGAGUGUCAGUUGGCUGCCCCAGCCCGGACACCCAAGGCACCCUCGGUCCCCAUACCACUAAUUGACACUCCGUUUGAGCGCGUCGUCAUGGACUUGGUAGGCCCGCUUCCCCGGAGUGCGGCAGGUUUUCAAUACGUCCUGGUCCUGGUUGACUAUGCCACCCGAUUUCCGGAGGCCAUCCCCCUGCAGAGCAUGAUGGCCCGGACCAUCGCCGGCGAACUAGUGAAGGUAUUUGCCCGCGUGGGAUUGCGUAAGGAGAUCCUAACGGACAAGGUCACUAAUUUUACAUCCAGGUUGCUAAACCAAGUCUGCCGACUCCUGGGGGUAAAACAACUGCGGACCUUCGUCUACCACCUCCAAACCGACGGAUUGGUAGAGCGGUUCAACCGGACCCUCAAGGACAUGCUGAGAAGGUUCCCGCCAGACGAACCAUGCCAUUGGGACCAACUCCUCCCGCCGCUGCUCCUCGCUGUCCGGGAGGUACCCCAGGCGUCGACCAAAUUCUCCCCCUUUGAGCUCCUGUACGGGCGGAGGCCUCGGGGCCUCCUGGACCUGAUGAAGGAGACGUGGGAGCAGUCAGCCUCCCCGACCCAGGGGCUCCUCCAGUACGUCCUCCGGCUAUGAGAGUGCCUAACUCAGGCGGGGACCCUAGCGCGGGAGAACCUAAAAGCAGCCCAGGAGAGGCAGGAGCGAAGCUAUAACCAAGGCGCACGUGCGCGGCAAUUUAACCCCAGAGAUCGAGUUCUGCUGCUCCUGCCCUCCAGUGAGUCGAAAUUGUUGGCCUGGUGGCAAGGCCCCUACGAGGUACUCCGGAGAGUGGGGCCCAUCAACUACGAGAUUUGCCAAGCAGGUCACCGGAAAGAGAAGCACUUAUACCACAUCAAUCUGCUGAAACCGUGGCGUGAUCAAGAGGGCCUG
Molecule: messenger RNA, 1147 nt
Organism: Gopherus flavomarginatus (Mexican gopher tortoise)
Lineage: Eukaryota; Metazoa; Chordata; Testudines; Testudinidae
Gene: KRABD2
Product: KRAB-A domain containing 2
Exons: 2
Coding region: 317-853 (178 amino acids)
Biological process (GO): DNA integration
Molecular function (GO): nucleic acid binding
Source: RefSeq, a predicted model, not a curated record